AUGUAUGAUUAUUUAAUUAGGUAAGAUAAAAUAUUCUGAAAGAGUUUAUGAUGCUUGUAUGGAAGCAUUUGAUUGUUUACCAUUAGCUGCUCUCAUGAAUCAACAGUUCCUUUGUGUUCAUGGUGGUCUCUCACCAGAAAUCCAUACAUUGGAUGAUAUUAGGCGGUUAGAUAGAUUUAAAGAACCACCUGCAUUUGGUCCAAUGUGUGAUAUACUUUGGUCAGAUCCAUUGGAGGAUUUUGGAAAUGAAAAAAAUUCUGAACAUUUCUCACAUAAUGCAGUCAGAGGUUGCUCUUAUUUUUACAGCUAUGCAGCUUGUUGUGAAUUCCUUCAGCAGAAUAAUUUGUUGUCUAUAAUAAGAGCACAUGAAGCCCAAGAUGCUGG
Messenger RNA from Centruroides sculpturatus (bark scorpion), 384 nucleotides. Its product is annotated as serine/threonine-protein phosphatase 2B catalytic subunit-like. The annotation marks the transcript as partial. Gene Ontology annotation, cellular component: calcineurin complex; cytoplasm. The transcript has 3 exons. Gene Ontology annotation, molecular function: calmodulin-dependent protein phosphatase activity; calmodulin binding. The record is from RefSeq and is a predicted model, not a curated record. NCBI's taxonomy places the organism in Eukaryota, Metazoa, Arthropoda, Arachnida, Scorpiones, Buthidae. Gene Ontology annotation, biological process: calcineurin-mediated signaling.